This is a messenger RNA of Andrographis paniculata, 1035 nucleotides long. RefSeq lists its product as uncharacterized. The coding region runs from base 100 to 912 and encodes 270 amino acids. NCBI's taxonomy places the organism in Eukaryota, Viridiplantae, Streptophyta, Magnoliopsida, Lamiales, Acanthaceae. The transcript has 5 exons. Gene Ontology annotation, molecular function: iron ion binding; protein binding. The record is from RefSeq and is a predicted model, not a curated record.
AUUCAGGGGGCGUGUGGCUCUGCUUUGUCCUAACCCAUCGUCGAUUCAUCCAAUCAUAGUUCAAAGCCACAGGAGAGCCAGUAAUUCCGACGAUCAAAAAUGUCGUCAGCUAUGGCUGCUGCAUCCUGCUCUUCCAUCUCCACCAGACUCGUUACCAAAAGCAAUUCAAAUUACUCAGCUCCUCAGAUUCACGUUCAGAGAACCAGCUUCCAUGGGGUAACCCUAGAAGAAGCCAAACGGAAUGUCUUCUUCUUCAGCUCAUUGGUUGCUGAGGCAGAUAACAGUAUCAGCACAAGCGCGCGAAAAAGAGGACUCGAAAUCAAUGCCAGAACUGCUGCUGGCGCUGGAAAGAGCAUCGAGGUUGAAGUCGACAAGCCGUUAGGGUUAACUUUGGGGCAAAAACAAGGGGGUGGAGUUGUCAUCACUGCUGUGCAGAGUGGUGGAAAUGCUGCACGAGCAGGUCUCAAGGCAGGGGAUCAAGUGCUGUACACGAGCAGCUUCUUUGGGGAUGAACUUUGGCCUGCUGAUAAGCUUGGCUUCACCAAAACAGCCAUCCAGGCCAAGCCAGAUUCUGUUUAUUUUGUCAUCAGCAGGGGAGCAGAAGUAGAUGUGAAGAGACUACCUAAGCGUCCAGCUCCCCCUUCCUUUGGAAGAAAGUUAACUGAUGCUCAAAAGGCCCGGGCGACGCACAUAUGCCUCGAUUGCGGAUACAUUUACACACUGUCAAAGCCAUUUGAAGAGCAGGGGGAGGACUACGCUUGCCCGCAGUGCAGAGCUCCGAAGAAGAGGUUCGCGAGGUACGAUGCUGAGAAGGGCAAGGCUGUCGGCGGAGGCCUGCCCAUCGGAGUCAUCGUCGGCCUCGUUGUCGGGGCCGCCGGAGCUGCUGCUUUGGUACUAUAUGGCCUUCAGUAGCUACUGGAACUCACUUGCAUACCUUUUGUAUGAUCAUUCUAUCAACUUACGAUAUUCGUUGUGUCAAUUCAUCAAGCCUGCAGAGGCUACAACUAAUAUAAAUGUCAUUUUUUGUUCUUCUAA